AUGAAACAGCAGCACUGGUGUGGGAUGACUGCCAAAACUGGCUCGGUGUUGUCAGGGGCCUUCACCAUCAUGGUCACAAGUAUGUACCUCGUCUUUGAACAGAAGUACCUAGGCCAUGGCAAUUGCACUGAUGUCAAACUGUGGAACAAGAGUACAAGUGGCGUGAUAAAUGACUAUAUCAGCUGCUGGAGUUGGAACAUCGUCCUUCUUCUGUCUCUCAUCACCAUCAUGAUCAGCUGCUUCCUCCUGUACUCGGUGUACACCCAGAUCUACAAGGGUCUGAUGACCUACAUCGUCUGGGUCUUUUUCUACGAAGUUGCAAACAUCGUAAUAGAAAUCAUCACCAACAAUGACGACAGAAUCAUCGUAGAGGUCAGAGCCAUGCGCUGGUUUGGCUUGGUGACCCGUGUACUCAUGCACUGUUUCUGGAUGUUCUUUGUCGUCACCUACACCCGCAUAUGCUACAAAAAUCAGAGACCGAGCAAUAUCAUUUCCUACAACAGACGCCUUUCUAUGACCAGCGGAGACUCUCUGCGGCAGAAACCAAAACUUCAUCCACCACCAUAA
Propithecus coquereli (Coquerel's sifaka) is the source of this 567-nucleotide messenger RNA. Its product is annotated as transmembrane protein 217-like. The record is from RefSeq and is a predicted model, not a curated record. The transcript has a single exon. Lineage: Eukaryota; Metazoa; Chordata; Mammalia; Primates; Indriidae. The coding region runs from base 1 to 567 and encodes 188 amino acids.